AGCUGCGGCUGCAUACCCAUUGCAGGCGUUACCCCACCAUUAAAACAUGAAUAGGUCUGCUGUCUGAAGAUAUUCUUUUUCUUUAUGACACUUUGACUCAUUUAAUGAUUGUUUUCCAACAACUCUGCUUCCAAGUGAUAUUACACAAUGGACAAAGACACAAUGUUGAGUCACAUCCUGCAAUCAAAGGGCAUGUCAACACUUCUUGGUGGAGAGCUGCCCAUCAGUGUGAUAAACAGCAAUAAAUACAUAUCACCGCUCACUUCUGAAGCUCAGGUGACAGACAAAAAUGUGGACGACAGCUCAACCUCUCUUGAUCAUGCCAUCCACACCGCUCUCACUGGUGAAAUCAAAACGGUCACACUGGUUGGUCCAGAAGGAUCAGGUAAAACAACAGCUCUGGAGAAGCUGGUUGUGGAUUGGGCAAAAGGAGAACACAUUCAAAACUUUUCUCAUGUGUUUCAUUUCCGGUUCAGGGAGAUGAACUCAAUUGAAGGGAUGCUUUCCCUGGAGACAUUAAUGCUAAACCAUCACAGUCAUAUCUCUCCUGAGUCCAUGCCACUUGUUCUACAGAGGCCUGAGACUGUGUUAUUUAUUUUUGAUGACUUCGAUCAGUACAAACACAGCCUGGACCCCUCUGUCCACACCCUCUGCUCUGACUCCAGCCAAGCAGCCUCAGUGUCCUGUUUAGUGGCCAGCUUGCUCCAUGGAUCACUGCUGAAAGGAGCAACCUGCCUGGUGGCAACCAGGCCAGUGGGAUGUCUGGAGUUUCUGAGUGGCACCCAGGUGGAAGUGUUAGGGUUUCUGAAGCCCCAGAGAGAAGCGUACGUUAAAGGGUUCUUUACCGACCAAACUGUUGCCAACAAAUCACUGAUGCACAUGGAAAGGACUCUAGGAUUUUAUGAUUUCUGUACCGCUCCUAGAUUUUGCUGGACGGUUUGCUCUAUGUACAAGUCUCUGAUCGAAGCUGGAGCAAAACUUCCUGAAACACUGUCUCAGUUGUAUGUAGAUAUCCUGAUGCACCUGAUUCAAAUGCUUUCGCUGAAUGAGGCAGGUGUCAGAGAACUAGUGCUGGCCCUUGGCAGGAUGGCUGCUCAUUGCUCUCUUUACCAGCAUUCGAGCUGCACCAAAGAAGAAAUGGAUUCCUUUGGUUUCCAGCGGUUUCUUACCUCUGAGAGCUCAGUGGGUGUUUUCUUGCAAAUAGAUGGUGACUUGGAGUCAGACAGAUGUGUCUUCUCCUUCCACUCCCAACUCAUACAGGAGUUUGUCUUGGCUGUGUCCUUCUUUUUGGAGAAGUCAACUUUUGAGAGUGUGGAGAAGAUGUUGGAAAAGCACAGAGGCCAUGCAAAGUUUCUGGAGUUCUUCUUGUCAGGGCUGUCAGAGUCAGUGCAGCGCAGGCCGCUGGAGACCCUGCUGGGGGAGUUCAACUCGGAUCAGAUCACAGAUUUCAAACGCUGGUUUAAAAGCAGUUCAGAAAGCACACUGAAAGGAUACUCCAAAGACCAGCACCAUCACUGCUACCAUCUGCUUCACCAAGCUCAAAAUGAGAGCCUGGUGAAGGAGAUCAUCACCCCCUCGGUACGAAUAGGCAUCAGCUAUGGUGACCUGAACCUCCAGGACUGUGCAGCACUGAAUUAUGUCAUCACGUGCCUCAGUGAGAUGGAGCUGCUGAAUCUGUACAAUACAAAGGAUUUGACGGAGGAGAAAGCAGAGAUCUUGGCUCCAGCUAUGAGCUUGUCACACAAGAUAAUCAUGUCACAAAGCUACCUGAAUACUGGAGCUGUCCCUCAUCUGGCCUCAGCUCUCAGCAGAGGAAACACCACGGAGCUGGAUCUCUCUCACACCCGCCUUGGUGAUGAAAAGUUUAAAGUUCUCUGCACUGGACUCAGAGACUGCAAGCUGCACACAUUAAAACUCGUAGCAUGCAGUCUGAUGGAGGCGGGCUGUGAAGAUCUGGCGUCUGUCCUGACCUCAGCCACCUCCCAGCUGCGCAUGUUAGAAAUGAUGUUUAACCAGAUCGGGGACCAGGGGCUCACAAAACUGUGCCAAGCACUGCAUAGCUCUCACUGCAAGCUACAGGAAAUCCAGCUACAAAGGUGCGAGUUGACUGAGGUGUCUAUGGAGUCUUUGUCAGCGGCUUUGUGUUCUGGCCAAUCAGUGCUGAGAAAAGUGAACCUUACACAAAACAGCAUUGGGGACCGUGGAGUGGAGGCUUUGUGCAAGUCCUUGCAACACCCACUUUGUAAUCUGCAGAGCCUCAUAUUGUUUGAUAGCAAUCUGACAGCCGCCUGCUGUGCUCAUUUGAUGGCGGCCUUGAUGUCAGAGCACUGCUCUCUGACAGAGCUAGAUCUGUCAGUGAAUGACUUGGGCCAGGAGGGGGCAUUACUGCUCUGCCAGGCUCUCAGUAGGGCCCAAUGCCGAGUAGAAACACUUGGGCUGCAACGAUGUGAGUUAACCCAGUUGGUCUUCGAGGAACUUGGCUCAUUGCUGAGAAAUGGGACCUCUCAACUUAAGUCCUUGUCUGUGGGUUUAAACCAAGUCGGAGACCAAGGGGUUAAACAUCUUUUGGAUGCCAUCGCACAUCCAAGCUGUCUGUUGGAGGUCCUGGAUCUUGAGAUGACAGGUUUGACGGAUGCCUGCGUUGAGGACUUGUGUGCUGCUGUAAGAGCCAGUAAGACUUUGAGGAGCCUGGAAUUGAGAAACAACUCACUGACUGAUGCUUCCGUGCCAGCCCUCAUCAAAGUCAUGCAGGACAGCCUCAACAUGCAGGAGAUGUGCCUGAGAUACAACGACUUCUCUGAGGAUGUUUUUGAAAUGUUGGACGAGUGUGAUAAAAUAAGAUACUGAAGGCGGCUUAGUCUAUCAAUCUUUCACGGUAA
Molecule: messenger RNA, 2879 nt
Organism: Scomber japonicus (chub mackerel)
Lineage: Eukaryota; Metazoa; Chordata; Actinopteri; Scombriformes; Scombridae
Product: NACHT, LRR and PYD domains-containing protein 14
Exons: 9
Coding region: 148-2847 (899 amino acids)
Cellular component (GO): cytoplasm
Molecular function (GO): protein binding
Source: RefSeq, a predicted model, not a curated record